CUGGAUUCGGCCGCUAGCUGAGAAAAGAAGAGAAAAAAGACGCGCAAUCCACUUUUCGUAACCAUUUUACACCUUUAUAAAAAGAACCCAUCAUGGCACAACACAUGGAAAUUGACUUUGACGUACCCAAGUUUCUCGCUGAGACAAGACAAAAGGCACCUUCUCACUUACAACAUUUCUUUUCAACCUUUGAAGAUUAUUAUGAGAGAAAACUGUGGCAUCAACUCACUUUAAAGAUCCUCGAAUUCUUUAAAGAACCUGAAUCAGAUUCGUUCAAGAUUCCAGUUUUUCAACAAUUUGUUGCCGAGUGGGAAGACAAAAUCAAUAAACUCUCUCUUGUUACUAUUGCAAGACAGGCAGCUACUCAGUUUUCAGAUUUGAAUGAAUCUGCCGAGUUUAUGAGAGAAAUUGUAAAGAAAGUAGACACACCUGAAACUCACGAUGUUUACGUGCUUGCAUCCAUGGAGGUUGCUCACUAUUUAUUAAAGACCGGCCAAGUCGAAUCAGUAAAGAAAACCAUUGAUGAAUCAGAAAAAAUCUUGGACAAGUUUGAUAGUGUAGAAACGAGCAUUUACGCCAGCUUUUAUCGUGUGAGCGCAGAGUAUUAUAAAGGACAAGCAAAUUACGCACAGUAUUACAAGAACGCGUUGCUGUAUUUAUCUUGUAUUGACAUUCAAGAGCUGACUGUGAUGGAACGAAUGGAAAGAGCCUAUGACCUGUCACUCUCUGCCCUGUUAGGAGAGAUGAUAUAUAACUUUGGUGAAUUGUUGAUGCAUCCUAUUCUUGACUCACUUUCUGGAACUGAGCAUGACUGGCUUCGAUCUCUGUUAUUUGCCUUCAACGCUGGUGACAUUGGAAAGUUUGAAGCCUUGGCCCCUCAUUUCCCCAAGCAACCUUUACUUGAACAAAACAAGGCUGCCCUUCGUCGAAAGAUUUGCUUGAUGUCAUUGAUUGAAGCAGUGUUCAUUCGCUCAACAGAUAACCGUUCAAUUCCCUUUUCAGAAAUUGCUGCAGAAACUCGUCUUUCGUUGGACGAAGUAGAACAUCUUGUCAUGAAGGCAUUAUCCUUAAACUUGAUCCGUGGAUCCAUUGAUCAAGUAGAUCAAAUUGUGGUUGUCACUUGGGUGCAACCACGCGUUCUAGACAAAGAACAAAUUGACGGAAUGAGACGUAGACUUGAGGAAUGGGAUAACCAGGUUAAAAGGAUCAGUGCGUUCGUUGGUGAACAAGGGGGCGAAGUGUUUGCUUAAUAAAAUAUUUACAAUAAAUGACACAUCGAAUUAUCCGAUAGUCCACUGAACGGAAUUUUUAACCCAUGAAGAACAAGUCAUUUUCAUAAUACUAUUUAAUUUAACAGUAGUUCUGUAAAGAAUUUUUG
Rhizopus microsporus ATCC 52813 is the source of this 1378-nucleotide messenger RNA. Its product is annotated as PCI-domain-containing protein. Gene Ontology annotation, biological process: ubiquitin-dependent protein catabolic process. The transcript has 4 exons. Gene Ontology annotation, molecular function: structural molecule activity. Lineage: Eukaryota; Fungi; Mucoromycota; Mucoromycetes; Mucorales; Rhizopodaceae. Gene Ontology annotation, cellular component: nucleus; cytosol; proteasome regulatory particle, lid subcomplex. Bases 93 to 1250 code for a protein of 385 amino acids. The record is from RefSeq and is a predicted model, not a curated record.